Molecule: messenger RNA, 915 nt
Organism: Puccinia triticina
Lineage: Eukaryota; Fungi; Basidiomycota; Pucciniomycetes; Pucciniales; Pucciniaceae
Exons: 13
Coding region: 1-915 (304 amino acids)
Biological process (GO): substituted mannan metabolic process
Molecular function (GO): mannan endo-1,4-beta-mannosidase activity
Source: RefSeq, a predicted model, not a curated record
AUGUCGGUAAUGGGCAGCUAUAUUCAACUGUAUGCGAAGGACAGUAAUCUUGCGGAAAUUGACUGGCAAUUACCGCAAUACCGCCAACUGAUAGGUUGGCCUGUAUGGGAAAUAGCAAUAAUGCCGGUUGAAGGGUUAGAAAAAGUUACGCCUGAGGUCGCCGCAAACAUCGCCAGGAAGAUGCAAAUGUUGAAUGCUCAGGGUAUCACGGUGUGGCUUCGCUUUGCCCAUGAAAUGAACGGAGACUGGUAUGUCUGGGGACUGAAACCGGCGCUUUUCCUUGAGAAAUGGAAGCUCGUGACAAGUGCCGUCAGACGCGUUGCGCCAAAGACACUUAUGCUAUGGGCUCCGAACUCGGGCUUCGGUAAAGAUCAAGACGCCCUCCUAGGCGGUUACACAAAGUACUGGCCUGGAGGGGAAUGGGUCGACAUGAUUGGCUUAUCAUUUUAUCAUUAUGGUGGACAUGAGCGUGCCAAUGUUCUCCCCUAUCCGACAGAAGCUCAGGAUACAAUCAAAGACUUUGUCAAGUUAUUCGGUUCCAAGACCCAUGACCUACCGGUGGUUCUGGCCGAGACUGCAGCAUCUUAUACUCGCUCGCUCGACGGUAGACCUGCCCCUGGUGCAGCUAAUGAACGUGAUAUCAAACUAUCUUGGAUGAAUCAGUUGUUGUCACGUUCAAUGGCGGAGGCAGUGCCCGAGCUGAAGGCCAUAGUUUGGUUUGAAGUGAUGAAAAAUGAAAACGCAGCUGGAAACACGCCUGUCAAAUCGGAAGACUUUCGAAUAGUAACUGGCCAGAUAAAACCCUUGGUUGAGGACGCUUACAAAUUACUCAGCCAUCGAUCCUCAAAGUCUUCAAAGGCCAGAAAACCAAAACGAUUGGAUCACUUGGGAAAAAAGCGCGCAGGAAUGAUGUAA